Messenger RNA from Serendipita indica DSM 11827, 834 nucleotides. The record is from the annotation of a GenBank genome assembly. NCBI's taxonomy places the organism in Eukaryota, Fungi, Basidiomycota, Agaricomycetes, Sebacinales, Serendipitaceae.
AUGAAGUUCCAGCUCGCACUCUCCACCCUCCUCCUCGGCGCCUUGAGCGUCCAAGCUGUGCCACAUGUCGAAGACAAGGGCCUCCACGCCCGAGAUGGUCUAUCCGCACGCGGACACGCCAUGUUCCGCUACGGAAAGGCCAAUGGAUAUACCAGACGCAAGACCAAGACAUGUACCGCUCACCUCUCGACAAACUCUGGAAACGCCAAUACUGCCCCUGCAUCUAGCUCGCAGUCGGUGGCUGCAGACGGAGGCGCAAACGCACCCGUCAUCACACUCCCAACAAGUGAGCCAGUGCCCACGUCCUCUGAGCAACCAGCUCCCGAGCCAUCGCCAUCGUCCCAGGAACCCCAACCGGUACCGAGCGCUGAACCCGCUCCGAGCUCUGGCGGAAAUACUGCAAGCAACAACAACCCAGAUAUCCAAGCCUACCUUUCUCAACACAAUAACGAGCGUGCCGCCCACGGUGCUAGUGCGUUGACCUGGGCAGAUGAUUUGGCAGGUGUCGCCCAAGAUUGGGUCAACAAAUGCAUCUGGCAGCACAGUGGUGGCAAAUUCGGCGAGAACCUCUCUGUCGGAACCAAUAUGAGCCCAAGUGGAGCCGUUCAACUCUGGUUGGAUGAGCGUGAUGAGUACAAUCCCGCAAGCCCACAAUAUAGCCACUGGACCCAAGUUGUCUGGAAGGGAUCCAAGGAAGUUGGAUGCGCCGUCGCUUCAUGCCCUGCAGCCAACUUCUUUGGAGCAGGAGCAUCAGGAACUGCCCUUUUCUACGCCUGCGAAUAUCGUCCCGCUGGCAAUGUCAUCGGACAGUUUGCCCAAAACGUCCAGAAAUAA